Messenger RNA from Maniola jurtina (meadow brown), 1044 nucleotides. RefSeq names its product pancreatic triacylglycerol lipase-like. Gene Ontology annotation, molecular function: lipase activity. NCBI's taxonomy places the organism in Eukaryota, Metazoa, Arthropoda, Insecta, Lepidoptera, Nymphalidae. Gene Ontology annotation, biological process: lipid metabolic process. The transcript is spliced from 5 exons. Bases 1 to 1002 code for a protein of 333 amino acids. The record is from RefSeq and is a predicted model, not a curated record.
AUGAAGCUAUUAGUCAUUUUGCUUGCCCUAGUAGGCUUGUCUGCCGGUAGUGCUUUACCUGUUAUACCAGGGGAUAAUAGCCACUAUGUAGAGGGAGAGAGUCGCUACAUUUGGAUGCCUGAUGGAGAUGGUGUACCACAUCUUGUAGAUCUUGAGGCUCCAGUAGACGAAGAAUUAUUGUUCCAAGCCAGAAAUGGCGCUAACAAUGCCUACUGGCUGUUCACAAGACAAAACCCCACUAGCCGCCAAAUACUCGUGAACGGUAACGCAAACUCCAUCCGUAACUCACACUAUAGAGGAAACCGACCAACAAAAGUUAUUGCACAUGGAUGGAACAGCGGAGGAAAUUCCAAUUUAAAUCCCGCUAUCACAGCUGCAUUCCUUCAAAAUGCAGACGUCAACGUCAUCGUUCUUGACUGGAACAGGGCUGCUAGUGGGACGUACACCUUGUCCGUCCGUGCGGUUCCAGAUGUGGGCAGACAUCUAGCUAAUUUCCUUCAGUUUCUGUUCAGUACCGCUGGCGGGAACUGGAACAAUCUCCACUUGGUUGGACACAGUCUGGGAGCUCACGUUGUCGGCAAUGCGGGCCGUUUUGCCCCUGCUCGUCCUGUUCGUAUAACUGGCAUGGAUCCUGCAGGACCACAAUGGGGUGGUAAUUCAAAUGCCUUAAACAGCAACUCUGGUGUAUACGUCGAGUCCAUCCACACCGACGGUGGUCUUCUAGGCAUCAUGGACCCUAUUUCUGAUGCUGACUUCUACCCCAACGGUGGCAGGAACACUCAGCCCGGUUGCUCGCACAGUGCUUGCUCACACAGCCGCGCACACGAACUUUUCGCAUCCAGUGUUAGAACAAACCAUUUCGUCGGUAGACGCUGCAAUAAUCUCCAGCAAGCUCGCGAUGUUCAGUGCAGUGGCGCUACACUGAAUAUGGGCAACGCUCUGCUGAACAAACGAGGGUCUGGUCUUUAUGGACUACAAACUGGAUCAAGAUGGCCAUACUAAAAUUAACUACUUACUAGUGCAUUUUUUUAUAUUUGUUUCGAU